GGAGACGACCAGAAAAUCCUAGAACCAUUUCCAUAUUGCUGCCAGAAACACAACAUGAACACGUUCUUGCCAUCGAACAGGGCCACAAGUAGGGGUGUGCCAGAAUGGCGUGGGAUCCGUGUUUGCCCUGGGUGACACAGACCCCAGUUGCGGCCCUGCCCCCAAGAGUCCAGCUUGAUAUAAGAAAGAUUUGUCUGCUUGCUGGGAUAUAGUCAAGGGAACAUACCUUUUUAUGAAGGAGAAAUCACUCUUAAUCCAUAGAGAUAACUUUAUGAAUUUCAGAAUUUCAGUUGUGGCAGCAAUAGGAUAAGCCCAGUGUGAGUUAGGAUUCCAUCUUCUGAAUUGCAUCUCCAAUGGCAAAGCAAUCCUAACCUUCUGUUACAGAAUAUUUUCUGAGAUGCUAAAUAUUUACAAUUAAAAUGAUGUUUUGAUUUUAAGAUCAAAAGAUACUUGCUUCCUAGUUUUAAAACAACCUGGUAUUUGUCCACAAAAAUGAUAUUAAAGCACAGUCUUCUAAUUAUUGGGUAAAUAUGCCAGUUUUAUCUACUUCCUUUCAACUUAUUUAUAAAUAUAAGUUCCUGGUGUAGGAAUCUCAGUACUUUAAAAAUGUUACUGGGUAUGGAAUUUCAGGUAUAGCAACAGCAUUCAGAUCAGAAAGUUAAGUAAACUCUAUUUAAACACACUGCUGUAAAGCACUCAGUUGCAAAUCAGACUGGGUUUAAGUUCUAUAAAUAGAAUGAAAUAACAAAUUCAAGUCUUUUAAUAAAAGGAUGUGUGUUGCAGGUCUGUUCGCUGGUUGGACAGGUGUAUUGCAGCACACAGCAAACCUAACCAGCAGAACUUAUUUGCCAUUAUUCAGGGUGGGCUGGAUCCUGUCUUGCGAACCAAAUGUCUGGAAGAGAUGACUAAACGAGAUGUGCCAGGCUUUGCUAUUGGAGGCCUGAGUGGUGGUGAAGCCAAAGAUCACUUCUGGAGGAUGGUGGCCCUCAGCACAAAACAUCUCCCGAGGAACAAGCCUCGCUACCUUAUGGGAGUCGGUUAUGCUACUGAUCUGGUGGUGUGUGUAGCCCUGGGCUGUGACAUGUUUGACUGUGUCUAUCCCACAAGGACAGCACGCUUUGGUUCAGCUUUGGUCCCUUGGGGCUCCCUACAGCUGAAGAACAAGCAAUAUGCCAAGGAUUUCCGGCCCAUCGAUGAGAACUGCACGUGCUCCACCUGCCAGAGAUAUAGUCGAGCUUUCUUGAAUGCUCUCUACCCUGUUGAUUCAGCUGCCAAGCAUCACAUUACCGUCCACAAUAUUGCCUACCAGAUGAACCUGAUGCAUUUGAUCCGCGAGAGCAUAACUGAGCAAAGAUUUCCACAGUUUGUUCGGAAUUUUAUGAAGACUCUGUAUGGGAACUCCAGCAACUAUCCCCAGUGGGCUGUGGAGGCCCUGGCCUCAGUUGGAAUUAAUCUGGAGUAAGAGACAU
Candoia aspera is the source of this 1469-nucleotide messenger RNA. Its product is annotated as queuine tRNA-ribosyltransferase catalytic subunit 1-like. NCBI's taxonomy places the organism in Eukaryota, Metazoa, Chordata, Lepidosauria, Squamata, Candoiidae. Bases 902 to 1462 code for a protein of 186 amino acids. Gene Ontology annotation, cellular component: cytosol. The transcript has 6 exons. The record is from RefSeq and is a predicted model, not a curated record. Gene Ontology annotation, molecular function: tRNA-guanosine(34) queuine transglycosylase activity.